Molecule: messenger RNA, 633 nt
Organism: Ipomoea nil (Japanese morning glory)
Lineage: Eukaryota; Viridiplantae; Streptophyta; Magnoliopsida; Solanales; Convolvulaceae
Exons: 1
Coding region: 1-633 (210 amino acids)
Molecular function (GO): nucleic acid binding; RNA-DNA hybrid ribonuclease activity
Source: RefSeq, a predicted model, not a curated record
AUGGCAGCAGUGUUCUGGAUAGUGUGGACAGCCCGAAACGACAUGGUGUGGCGUGGUAAAUUACCAUCUAUGGACUGGGCGAGCGAGCAGUUGAAUAAGCUACAGACCGAAUGGAAGGAAGUCUACACAAAUCGAAACCAAGAUCAUAUCAAUGAGGCUGCAUUGGCUGACUGGAGUCCGCCACCUUCUAACUUCAUCAAGUGUAAUGUGGACGCCAUGGUUUCUAGGGAAGGGGCUGGCUAUGGCAUUGUGCUACGUAAUCAUGCAGGGACGUUUAUCGCAGCGAAGUGUAACAGGCUGAUAGGCGAGGAGGAUCCGUUCAUGGCAGAAGUUCUAGGAGUUAAGGAGGCAUUAACUUGGCUUAAGUUACAGGCUUUUAGUAAUGUUAUGUUAGAGUCUGAUUGUUUAAAUUUUUGUACCGCAUUCAAUUCUUGUUUUUCUGAUUUUUCUUAUGCUGGGUUAGUAGUGAAGCAAUGUAAGUCAAUUGCUAUGGAUAUUGGGAAUGUAAGUGUAUCCCAUAUCAAGAGAUCAGUGAAUCGUGUGGCUCAUGAGCUUGCUCGGGCAACCGUUUCUAGGGCUGUCUCAGGGGUCUGGACUGGUGUCCCACUGGAUUGUAUUUCGCACUUAUUCUGA